Anopheles darlingi is the source of this 1020-nucleotide messenger RNA. RefSeq lists its product as uncharacterized. The record is from RefSeq and is a predicted model, not a curated record. The transcript is spliced from 4 exons. Lineage: Eukaryota; Metazoa; Arthropoda; Insecta; Diptera; Culicidae. The coding region runs from base 335 to 889 and encodes 184 amino acids.
AUAGUAGUGUGCACGAUCCUCUGGACAUGACGUCCGUAGUAGAACUGCAAAUUGGUUGUCCAGUGUUGUCCGAGCUUUGCACAUAAAUAAGCGAAACCUGGCCGAUGGGGCGCGAGAUUCUGUUCACUACUCGCGCACGCUACUGAUCAACGCUACCUCCACAACGGUUAACGGUUACUCGCGCCGCAACUCAGCAACUGGGAUCGAUACUCGUGUGUACUCGAGGUGUCACGCACGGCUAGGUUCCCAAUUUUGCGUGUCAAUCGUGAUAAUCAGUUGCUAGUGGUCGCGAUUAUUAGAAGCCCUUUUUGCUGGAAUCUCUAGUGUGUACAUCAUGGCCGCCUGUAGUGCAAGCACUUCCGCAACCUUCGCUGGGUUGCGGUUACCCGUGUUACUAAUUGUCGUUGGCUUGGUUGGGGUGUCAUUAGCCUGUAAUGGUGGAUACAAGUUAAAGGUAAAGCAGAUUGAAAACUGUGCCGGUCCGGAUGCGGUCAUUACGGCGGAUAACAACUUCACCGUCGUCCUCACGAAGGACUGUGACGUCAAGGCACGGGGUUGUGUGCGAUUUAAGGAUUUCAAAACGGCCAACGCCAAGUACACCAUCAGCAAGGAUGGCGUGCAGGUGAUGCAGGGUUCGAUGGAUCUUUGCAAUCAGGCGUCACGGCCACGGCGCACCGAGAACAUAGCCGCGCUGCUUCGCACCCUUGGUGUACCGGAAAAGUGUCCCGUCGAAGCGGGACAAAUCUGUAUUGAACCCAGCCAAGCGGUGAACAUUCAGCGCUUCCAGCAGUACCUUUCGCUUGCUCGUGGAUCCAUCAGCGUUGAUAUUGCGGUGCAGCAUGAUUCGGGUAAAAGUUGUUUUAAAAUUCGUUUCGACAUCACAAAGUAACUGCGAUUUCAAGACUUGGUCGACGGUCGAACUUCUAUUGAAAAGAAUAAGGAAUGGAGAAGGAUUUGUAUAUUCUGGUAACAGGAUGCGCUAAAGGAUAUUAUGCAAAUAAAGCCAUCAAUUGAAUGCAA